Physella acuta is the source of this 984-nucleotide messenger RNA. Its product is annotated as galanin-like G-protein coupled receptor npr-9. NCBI's taxonomy places the organism in Eukaryota, Metazoa, Mollusca, Gastropoda, Physidae. The record is from RefSeq and is a predicted model, not a curated record. Gene Ontology annotation, cellular component: membrane.
AUGGCGGCUAUGGCGUUACCUGACCUACUUAGCGACGAAGCAAGGGACAUCUGUGAUGUUAUUUUCACCGUGGCCGUUCACGGUUUUUUAGGCGUGUUUGGCACCGUCACCAACGUCAUAAACAUCAUGGUGUUUAUAAACCAGGGACUGAAUGAAACAGUGACCAUCAGUUUCCUGGCCCUAAGUCUGGCUGACCUAGGUAACGUGCUGCCCCUGGUCUGGUCUAGUGUGUGUUCGAAUCCCUGGUUCCAGCUAAGGCGACAAACAGAAAACACGCUUUUUGUGCACCUGACCUCAGGUGCCCCCCACGCCAUGUUUCUCAGAUGUUCUCUCUGGAUUCGAGUGUACAUCAACAUUGAAAGAUGUCUGUGUAUCAUAUUCCCACUCCAAGUCAAGUUGCUAGUCACCAAGAGAACAACCGUUCUAGUUCUACUUUUGAUAUACAUGCUGAUGUUCACUUUUCUGGUACAAGACGCGGCCUGCCACCCACUAGAGCCGUACUUUGACACGAGAAAAAACCUCACCGUCUUUGGUGUGACACUAACAAGCAGUGAAGCGUGCAAUAUCAACCUGAGCAACCUGAUGAAUGUGUCCGCCAGAGUUAUCAUCUACCUCCUGGAUAUCAUCCUAACACUUAUCAUGAUACAACACUUGCAGGUCAAAUCAAAAUGGCGUAGCGAGACUUUUGCCGGAAACACAAAACACGAGGCGACCUUGAGAGAUGACAGACUAAUUAAAAUGCUGGUUUUCAUUUCCUUUCUCUACAUCUUCACCUCGCUGCCGGCUAUUUGCUACACGGUGUGUAACGUAGUCUUGAGCUCCGUGUUUGCCCGUUAUGGCGUCAACCGAAAUUUUUACUCACUCGUCUACUCCAUCGCCGUGUCGGGGGAGGCGAUCGGGAGUUCCUUCAAUAUUUUUAUCUACUACACCAUGAGCGCCAAGUUUAAAAUGGCCUUUCUGCAGAUCUUCGGCAGAAGAAAAUGA